Messenger RNA from Protopolystoma xenopodis, 405 nucleotides. The record is from the annotation of a GenBank genome assembly. NCBI's taxonomy places the organism in Eukaryota, Metazoa, Platyhelminthes, Monogenea, Polystomatidea, Polystomatidae.
AUGACCCCGUACGGUGUCCUCCCCGCCCGACUUUCAGGCAGCAACAUUUGCACUCUUCUCAUUUGGACAGAAAAGUCUAUCUGUUUGUCUCUCCCUCACCCUCACUCUGUCCUGACGGAAACUGCGAGAGGAGCGCGAGAAAGUGGACGUCAAGAGGUGAAAAUACCUCGUCUUGGGAUCAAUGGCCGUCUGUAUCAACAUGUGACACUUGAUGCUGAUGAUCCUUUGUUGACACUCGAACGUUCCGCUGGAAGAAGACUUUGGUGCAUUGACCCCACCGGAAGCCGACACAUGAUGCCAUCUGAAUGGUUGAAAUCGUGUGAAGAGGAGACUCGAAGCUGGAUCCCACCACCAGCAGAAUGCUCUUCUAACGCCGCAAUCGUCUUUUGGUGGGAUCUGCUAUGA